UCUGAAGUUCUUCUUCCGGCCCUAUUGUGUUUUAACAUGACGUCAUGACGCUGCUCGUAGCGGGACAGUUGUCGACGCAGAGAGAGGGAGAGGCGGACCGUGCAGUCUGUGCCGGAGCUGAUGUGAACCAUAGAUGUGAACGACGGGACCUCAGGACACAAUGUUGACAGCAGAGUAGUUGGAAACGAUUUCUUUGUUCGGUUUAAACACAACAGACGCCGUGAACUCAUGAAUGGAGUUACUUUCUGCCUUGUUGGAAUCCCACCUCACUCAGACACUGAAGCUAAAGGGCGGAGAGAUGGCAUGGUGGCAUCCAAUGAAAUCAGACGCCGGCCGCUGUCGUCGGGUGAGGUGGAGGGCGUGUCGUGGCAGGGCCCACGGACCAUUUUCGUCCAGAAGAACUUGCAGGGAUUUGGCUUCACUCUGCGUCACUUCAUCGUCUACCCACCAGAGUCCUCGCUCCACAGCCUCAAGGAUGAAGAGAACGGAAAUGCCACUGGAAAAGGCUGUCAGCAGUCUCGUUUGGAGCCGAUGGACACCAUCUUUGUCAAGAGCGUCAAAGACAGUGGCCCUGCCCAGGAAGCUGGACUGCGGACAGGUGACAGGUUGGUGAAGGUAAAUGGGGAGAGCAUUCUGGGGAAAACCUACUCUCAAGUGAUCGCUCUCAUCCAGAACAGUGGAAACAUCCUGGAGCUCUCUAUAAUGCCAAAAGACGAGGAUGUGUUGCAGUUGGUAAGUGCAUAUUCCCAGGACGCCUACCUGAAAGGCAACGAGCCGUACUCAGGUGUGGCUCAUCACCUCCCUGAGCCCCCACCUCUCUGUUACCCCCCCACAAAGACCACAGCUCCCCCGCCCGGCGACGGCCUCCACACUCCCCUGGACAACUGGCAGUGCCGACCCGGCCCCCCCACGUCCCCUUUGGACAACCGCCCCCCUGCUGCUUCUCCCCCCACCUCCGGCUGGUCCGGAGGUCCUGAGGAUUCCAGUGCUCAGUUUGCUCCUUGGGGGCGCCACCGCGGCCGCUCCUCCUCCGCCAUCAGUGCGCUGGACUUUCACUUCGCUAACCACAACGCUGCCAUCGCCUCUGCAACUCUGCCUGCACCACGGAAGAGCGGCAUGCAGGCCUCUUCCCGCUCACGGGCCGAUGCUCUCUGUCAUCAGGCUCUGUCGGACUGGUACUACAGCCAGGCUGAGGCUGCAGAGUCCAUGUCCCCCCGCCACCGCAGUAUAUCUCAGGACCGUUUGGCAGAGCUGGGACUGGGUUUGGCUCUUGGCCCCGGACCUGCACCUGCUCCCACAACCUCUGCAGAGCAACGCAGAAGAGAAACCCUCAUGCACCACCACCAGGCAGCUGCUGCUUCCCAUGAUUCCUAUUGGUUAGGGGGUUGGGGUGGAGUAUCAGGCCCAGGAAGCAGGUCGUGCUCAGAGAACCUGCUGGCAGCCUACGCUGAGUACGAGCACAACUAUGGGCGCUCUGUGGAAACACUGGCACAGGCAUCUGCGCUGGUCUCACAGCGCUUGGAACCCCCCUCACAGGGGACUCAAACCGCAAAGUUCAUCGAGCAGAAAGACCAGAGGGUGUCAGCAGGGCUUCAGCACCAAACCACAGUGACGAGCCCGGUCAUAGCCGUCUCCACAGCACCUCCUAGUGGCAGGCAGCCAGGUCAGCAGGUAGCUGAACCCCAAACAAGGAGAGUCAAAGGAGAAGAGCUGGUGGGCUACCAAAGCUACAGCCCUUCAUUCUCUCGUAAAGCUGGCCACAUCCUCCAGCAGGCGCACUCCUUCAGAGAGCCCGGCUACAGUGGCCCCCACCUCAACUGGAGCCCUAGCAGGAACGAGGUACCCAGACCUCAGUCCACCCCCGCCCUGUCUGCAUCAGAGGAGGAGAGAGCUCGACUGGGUGAGGAGAGGGAGGUCAUCUCCCCCGUCUCUCUGAACCAGGAGGUGGUCCUGAGGCAGAAGCCGCCCUCUGGACGUCGAACACCUGUUCAGGCCCUCCGACAUCCCCACUACGCCUCACCUGUGGAGUCGCCGGAGCCUCCUGCUCCGACACCUUCACCAGGGACGCCUUCUCCGGUCUCUGGGGGGCCUGGACCAAACCGAAGGGCUAAUGGUAGCCUGGCACAGCAUGCAUUCAACUCCCUGUCCUCUAUCCCCUUCAUAGAUGAACCCACCAAUCCUAGCAUUGAGCUACAGGCCUGCUAUGUACCUGCCUGUGUGGUGUCCAGCUCCCAGGCCUCCACCCUCACUACCACCUCUGUCUCCCCCACCCUCACCUCCAUCUCCCCCAUUGUCCGACUGCGUUCUCAGGACAGCAGAAGUAUUAAAGGUCGUCGCUCCUCGUACCUGCUGGCCAUCACCACCGAGAGAUCCAAGUCAUGUGACGAGGGUCUGAACAACUUCAGGGAAGAAAGCCGAGUCUUCUCUAAACUACCAAAAAGGGUCAAGAGCUUUUUCACCGAUGGGUCUCUGGAGAGCCUGCGAGCCCAGGAGGAAGCUCGCUCUAAACGUCACUCCACGUCUGAGCUGGGAACCAUCACCUUCAGUGACGUCCGGAAGGAAGGCUGGCUGCACUACAAGCAGAUCCUCACAGAGAAGGGAAAGAAAGUAGGAGGCGGUAUGCGGCCAUGGAAGCGCGUCUUUUCCGUGCUGCGUUCCCAUUCGCUCUUCCUCUACAAGGACAAGCGAGAAGCUGUCCUCCACGGAGCGGGGGCGGGGCCUGGCCAGGAUGAACAUCCUCCAAUCAGCAUCCGUGGCUGCCUGAUCGACAUCGCCUACAGUGAGACCAAACGUAAGCACACCCUCAGGCUGACCACACAGGACUUCUGUGAGUACCUGCUGCAGGCCGAGGACCGGGACGACAUGCUGGUCUGGAUCAGGGUCAUCAGGGAGAACAGCAAGACUGACAAUGAGGAGAUCGGUUUCUCAAGACAAGCUCUCAUCAACAAGAAGCUGAACGACUACAGAAAACACAGUCUGACAGGAAACAAACCGGACUCCUCUCCCAGAGCUCACCGCAUGAUGCCUCCUUUCCUCCUGGCUAAGACUGACAACACCUCCGUGAACCGAGCCUCCAGAACAGAUGAAAACAAGGCACUGUGGGGUAUCAACAUCAUGAAGAAGGCCAAGAAGACAGGAAGUCCAAAGGCUUUUGGUGUGCGAUUGGAGGACUGUCAGCCUGCUGUCAACAAUAAAUUUGUCCCUCUGAUCGUGGAGUUGUGUUGUGGUGUGGUGGAGACGACAGGCUUGGAGUACACGGGUAUCUACAGAGUACCCGGGAACAACGCCAUGGUGUCCAACCUGCAGGAGCAUCUCAACAAGGGCAUGGACAUCAACACGGCUGAGGAGAGAUGGCAGGACCUGAAUGUGAUCAGCAGCCUGCUGAAAUCCUUCUUCAGAAAGCUGCCUGAGCCGCUGUUUACAGACGACAAAUACAACGAUUUCAUUGAUGCCAACCGGAUAGAAGAUGCAGAGGACCGACUGAAGACCAUGAAGAAACUGCUCCACGACCUCCCUGAUCACUAUUACCACACCCUGAAGUUCCUUGUGGGGCACCUAAAGACGGUGGCAGAUAACUGUGAAAAGAACAAGAUGGAGCCCAGAAACCUGGCCCUGGUGUUCGGUCCCACUCUGGUGAGGACGUCUGAGGACAACAUGACCGACAUGGUGACCCACAUGCCCGACCGCUACAAGAUAGUGGAGACGCUGAUCUUACAUCACGACUGGUUCUUCAGUAACAGAGAGUUUGAUCAAGAGGAGAAGGCCCCUGAGGAUAAGCGUGACAUGCAGCCUGUACCCAAUAUUGACCAUCUGCUGUCCAACAUUGGCAGGGCAGGUAUGCCAGGAGAGGCGUCAGAUUCCACCACCAGCGAUUCUCUUAAGUCAAAGCUCUCAUCAAGCUCCAAGAAAGACCUGAAUGCCCGGGACUUCCUGCCCCUGUCCUUCAUCUCUGCUGUGACCCGCAAGCGUAAGAAAGGCCUCAGUGCCCACCUGCAGGGCAGCAGCACUGACGAGGACUCUGAGCACGAGCCUGUCAAAGCCAGCAACUACGGUGCAGGAGAAGGAGGAGGAGGGGAGGAGGAAGAGGAGAAGGGAGAGGAAGACAAGGGAGAACAUACAAUUCCCAAAACAGAAAAAUGGGAUGAGAAGGAAAACAAAGCUGAAGAGACCACAAAGGGAAAAGAUCCAGAGGUGGGAGAAGAAGCAUCAGGAAAGGAUCAAGGGAACAGGAAAGGAAAAGAGGAUCCAAGUUUUGUCCCUUCAAAGCAACAGAUCAGGACCACAUACCCAAGACCCCCAACAGUGACGACUCAACCUUCCCAUUCCAGGCCUCUCUAUCCAGCCAGAGGGCGGCCCCCGGUCCCUUUCUGGGUCAGCCCCACCAGGCUACCCAACCUCUACCAGGCCUCUGGCAACCAGCACCCAGACUGGAACCAGUCAGUGCCUGUCCGCUACAGGAAGACCAGAGGUGGGAGGACGAGAGCUGUGUCCAUGAAUCUGGAUGUUGAGUUUGGUAGGAGUGAAGACAGAGUCAGAGGAUGGAGAGCAGAGAGGGUGGAGGUGAUCAGAGUCAUUGAUGGAACACCAGGUCAGCGCAGGCCUGUUGGGGUUCCUCAGGGAUCAGUUUUAGGUCCUCGGCCGAUUUCACAAAUCGAUCCUCUCCCUCGUCUACCCAAGGACCUCCCCCCUUUCUCCUCCUCUGCCUCGGGAGUGAUAGAUCAGAGCCCUGCAGGACCCUCCACUGUGGUCAUGAGGAGGUCGGCCCUGGACCCACGGGACACGACCAGAAGGUGGCGCCGUCACACAGUGGUGGUUUAACCUGGCUGUCUCCCCUUUACUAACGCAGAACAACGUAUUUCCCUUUACUCACCAACACUGGAUCACCUCUGUCUUGCUUGCAGCACCGAGUUUCCAUGACCUUGCUCCAGAGAUCUCAGUAGUCUGAAGACUCUCUCCUCCUUCCUUGUCAUUGGCACUAAAGUUGGAAACAUGACCUCAUGGUAAAAGAAUCUCACAUUCUGUGCAGGUGAAGAGUUUCAUUCCAAAACUAAAACCAUUUCAAAACAUCUGAAUACAUUUAUCUCUUCUGCUUUUCUUACAAAGAAAAACUGUAAAUGUAAUUCCCCAUGUUUUCAUUUAUAA
Molecule: messenger RNA, 5142 nt
Organism: Notolabrus celidotus (New Zealand spotty)
Lineage: Eukaryota; Metazoa; Chordata; Actinopteri; Labriformes; Labridae
Product: rho GTPase-activating protein 23-like
Exons: 24
Coding region: 229-4818 (1529 amino acids)
Biological process (GO): signal transduction
Molecular function (GO): protein binding
Source: RefSeq, a predicted model, not a curated record